AUGAACACAGAAAGGGGAAAGAGGAGUGCAUCUCGGAACCUGAAGCCACAGAAGACGCAGCCUGGCGUCCAGAAAAAGAAGAUUGAGAAGGAGUGUGUGAAGCAGGACAGCUCUAUGGCUCCUCACGGUAAGCAUCAGGGGAAAGUGUCCCCCCCGAGCCCCACCACAGAGACUGUCCUGGCCAUGGUCCCAGCCGAGCACAGGAGGCUCUCAGAUGCCAGUAACACGUCUGAAGACCUGAGCAACACUUCUGGAGACCUGAGCAACACUUCUGGAGACCUGAGCAAAGACUCCGGCUGCGCGUCUAUGAAGCUGUCCUCCUCUGACAGCGACACAGAGUUAAGCUGGAUGGACGGUAGAGCUUAUGAGAGCCCAGACAGCGAAGGCAAGGAGGAGAAGGCGCCACCAGAGGCCCCUCACAAGGGCUGGCUCCGCUCUCCUGGGGCCUACAUGGAGAUGAUCAUAGGAGAAACUUCUGAGGACCUGAACCGUGAAGUGGAGGACCUCAGGUCCGAGAAUGAAUAUCUCAAAGACGAACUGGAGGAGCUGCGGUGUGAAAUGUUCGAAAUCCGAGACUUGUUUCAGGAAGAAGAGGUUUACCAAAUACAGCAGCUCCGACUUCAGCUGGACCAGGCCAACAAGACGUGCCGCAUCCUCCAGUACCGGCUCCGCAAGGCCGAGCGCAGGAGCAUCCGAGUGGCACAGACGGGGCAAGUGGACGGAGAGCUGGUCCGGUCCCUGGAGCACGACAUCAAGGUCGCAAAAAGUGCCUCCCUUCGACUUUAUAAUGAGCUGGAAGCAGUGCAGAAGAAGAAUUUGCAGUUGGAGUGGGAGAACGAGGCGCUCCGUGAGAAAACUCAGGAGCUGGAGGUGGCCAAACAAGUGCUGCAGGCAGAGGCAGAGAAGGCCAAGGAGAGCUCUGUGAAAAAGAAGAGCAUCAGAUCCUCAGCUGGUAAAGCUGAGAGAAGGCUUUCUCAGAUGGAGGAUGACAGCGCAGAUCUCAGGUGCCAGCUGCACUUUACCAAAGAAGAAUUAUCUCUGAUGUGCAAGAAACUCACCAAGCUGGUGUCGGACAACGAGGCCAUGCAGAGCGAGCUCAUCAAGUACCACACAGCGUACGGCCACAUCCACACCUCUCCUCUGCCUGAAGGCCAGCACAACUCUGCUCGCGCCAGAGAGGCUGAGGUCAAGAACCACCUAAAACUGGUGGAAGAGGAGGCCACGCUUCUGAGCCGUCGCAUUGUUGAGCUGGAAGUGGAGAACCGAGGUCUGAGAGCGGAAAUGAGCGACUUGAGAGAGAAGACGGGGGCCGGCAUGGACGAGGAGGAGGCCGAGAACGCUUCAUUACAGGAGCGAGAUCAGGGGAAGGAAGAAACAAGCAAGGAGCAAAGUGCUGCUGACAUGACACAGAUGCCCGAAGGAAACAUCUUCACAUGUGACAUCACCAGGGAGGGUCCAGUCGGGGGUGAAUGGGACCCAUCCGACACCCAGGAAAGCUGCCACAAGCACAAUCAACACAACGGCUUCAAAGUCAUGUCCCAGAAAGACUACAAAACCCUGGCGGCGCUCCGAGACCACUCCUAUUUCCUGAGCUCGUCCAUCCAGCUGCUGAUGGCGCCCUCUGAGGACAGGGAGGGCAAUGAGCCGGAGAAAGGUCACUUCCCUUUGAACGAAGCGCUGGAGCUGUGUCAGACCAUGCUCCUGGCUUUCAUCAGGAGGGCGGAGGCGGUGUUGAUGGAGGGGGAUUCAGAAGGCCUUGUUUGGCAGCCCAGCACGUUGGCUUUGCCAUCUGGAGACACCGCAGGUGACAUUCAAAAGUCACAGAGUAAACAAGAGUGCGUGGAGGACUUACGCACGGCCGCAGUGAAGGAGAGAGCCAAGCAGAGUGAGCAGGCGGCACACACGCAGAGCUGCAGGGAUUCCAAAAUGCAACAGUGUCUGCAGAUCCUCUGGCUCAUGCAUCAGUGGUGCCAAGAAGAGAAUGAGAGGCCUAGUCAAAACACGUCGGAGCUGGGAGGGCUGCUGAGGGACGUGGCUGCACAGAUCCUGGAUGAGCCCCUCAGGGAGUCCACAGAGUCCAGAGAGUCCAGAGCCAGGCGGGGCAAAGCAGAGGAGCGCGUCGCCAGCUGUGUGUUCGACAGCGAGCUCCCUGUAUCUCCCAGAGCGCACGUCUCCACGGGAACCAGGCGAUAUCUCUCUCUUCACAACAAAAGAAAAAAAAACUGGUGCUACACAAACCAGGAGGCCGCCCAUCUGGACCGAGAAGACCCCGUGAAGACCUGGGACCACCUCAUCAUGCCGCUAAACUUCCCCGGAUUGGACUUCCAGCAGAUGUCGACGGAGAGAAGCAACACGGCUCCGGAGAAAACCGCCGUGCGCAUUUACUACAGCCCCCCGUCCAGACGCAGAGUGGCUCUGGCUCAGCUGAAGCAAAGCCCAAUGGCGGAGGCGGACUCCCCCAGCGCCACGUCCCCCUGGUUCACCCCGCCUACGUCCUUCUCCGCGCUGGCCUUGGACUCCAACCUCAGCGACGACAUGAAAGAAAUCACCGCCGGUUUGAGGGAAAAGUGGGUGAACACGGCGAGUUCGGGCACGCAGACCCAGCUGAAGCCGCUGCUGGUUAGCGUAGCCAUGCAAACCGACGUCUCCCACGGGUCGGUGUCGUUCCGCAGCCCGAAUCGCAUCAUAAAUUCACCGGUUUCGUCCCCUCUUCCCGUCUCCGGAGCAGCAGCCGUGGGGCGAACAGAGCGGCCCAGAUCGGCAAACUCGUCUCCCAAACUGCGCCGGAACUCGUCCAUCCCGUCCCAACCGUCGAGCCGGGACCGUGCCAUGUGGAACUUAGCGCAGCAGCACGCCACCGGGAUGACGUGGAAAGGCGGUCAGAGAGUCGCGGUGGUGAACGUCGAGCAGACCGCGAAGCCCGCCAGCAAACCGGCGCAGAGCUCGACCAACAAGUGCGGGUUGGUCACUGAGUUCCUGCGCAGGGUGAGCGGCAGAGCGGACAAGCCGGCGCAGGGGUACGGGCUGAGGAGCAAAAGCGGCGGGCCACUGAAGAACUUGGAGCGCGUCCCGACCAGACCCGUCGGGGUCCCGCUGCAGAGGAGCGACAGCGUGACCAGGAUCGUCAACCAGAGAUUCAUGAAGCCCAGAGAGGAGAAGACCCAGGGGGCGCGGCCGAACCCCGUCCCAGGAGAGGAGGGGAACUAUGACUGUGUCUCCGGCGGUUCGCUCUCCUUCUGUUUUUCGCGCCCGACUCGGUCGUCGUUGAGGCAGACGAUCCACCAGAGCAAAGUGCAGCAGCGCAGACACACUCAGCCCAGCUGUGCCUGA
Molecule: messenger RNA, 3330 nt
Organism: Knipowitschia caucasica
Lineage: Eukaryota; Metazoa; Chordata; Actinopteri; Gobiiformes; Gobiidae
Source: the annotation of a GenBank genome assembly